Erpetoichthys calabaricus (reedfish) is the source of this 771-nucleotide messenger RNA. RefSeq names its product GDNF family receptor alpha like (gene gfral). Bases 1 to 771 code for a protein of 256 amino acids. The transcript has 4 exons. Gene Ontology annotation, cellular component: signaling receptor complex; external side of plasma membrane. The record is from RefSeq and is a predicted model, not a curated record. Lineage: Eukaryota; Metazoa; Chordata; Cladistia; Polypteriformes; Polypteridae. Gene Ontology annotation, biological process: nervous system development. Gene Ontology annotation, molecular function: signaling receptor activity.
AUGGCUGGAAAAGGUCCAAGUCUCAGGAUAGUGGACUCCAGUGAUUGCAACAUAACAAUCCAGUACCUCACUGACCGCUACCUAGAGUUCAGAAGUUGUGUGAAUACAAAAACAAGUUUGUGUCAUCUUUUGCUUGAUGAAUCCUGUGUAGUCAAAGCUGAUAGGGUCCUUAUUAUUCUGCUAUGUCUUCGUCUCCUUUCAGGCCCUGUGAGCGUCAGAUCCUGCACUGAAAUUAAGAAGCUCUGCAUUCAGAAUGAAACCUGCAACAGGCUGCUGGUGCCUCGCCUCAGCGCGUGUCCUGAAGAUCCGGCACAGUGCAACGCAUCCCGCUGCCAGAUGGCGGUCCAGCACUUUUAUGAGAAGUUGCCCUUCAAUAUGGCCGAAAUGCUGGCCUUCUGUGACUGCAGUGCAGUGGAUGACGACUGCCUGCACCUGAAGAGGUCCUUUCACGACAGAAUGUGCUCAGGAGACAUCACGCCAUCCUCGACGUGCAUCAAUGUACUGGACAGAUGUAUGGCGGACGCAGCUUGUAGGCACAGGUUUGACGCAUUCCAUUCAAAGUGCUGGAGUGAAGGACAGGAGGUGUGUAAUGGAAGCAAAGACUGCCGAGCCGCCUUCAUCGCCACCAGGGGGACGGUCUUGCAGAUCCCCUGUACGUGUAAAGGCUUGGAAAGGUCCCAUUGGUCCAAGUGCAAGCAUUUCCAGAGCCUGUUUCAUGGGAAAUCCUGCUUUGGUACGUUGAACUUUAUUAUGGAAUGUACACGGUUGUAG